AUGACGGAUCAACAGUUUGAGAACUUCAUUAGCUCCUCCCAAAUACAGGCCGCGCCUGCCCCCGCACCACCCUUAGCAAUAUCACAUGUUGCUACUCCGCCUUCACCUGUCUUCUUGCCUAGGCCCAGCGCUAGACCUACAAGGUUUGCUACACCUAAGAGCAUAGAAGCUAUUAUUCCAGCACAAAGCAAAGCAGUUCCAGCCACGACCAAGCAAAGCACAGAAUGGGCAUGCCGUAUUUGGUCUCAGUGGAGCAAGAGCAGAGAAGAUAGCAACUGCAAGUAUCCACCACCCCCGCACCUUUGCAUUGAUGACUCUCAUUUGGACGGAUGGCUAUCUAAAUUUAUAUUGGAAGCAAGAAGACAAGUUGGAAAUGAAUAUCCACCAAACACACUAUACAACAUUGCCUGUGGCAUAAUGAGACAUGUAAGUAAUUAUGCACCACACGUCAACUUUUUUACUCAACGGCAGUUUGAUGGCUUUCGCAAAACUCUCGAUAGUGAGAUGAAGAGGCUAUCUGCAGCCGGAGUAGGUGUUAAAAAGAAAAAAGCAAGGCCAAUAUCUUUGGAAGAUGAAGAUGAGUUAUGGCGACAAGGACUCCUAGGUAAUCAAGAUGCUCAAACACUGAUCGACACAAUUAUAUUGAUGUGUGGCCUAUACUUUGCUUUACGCAGUGGACAGGAGCAUCGUAGUUUGGUCAUUGACCAAAUUCAGGUUGUAGGUUGCGAGCAUCCUUACCUUGUAUACACAGAGAAUGUGUCCAAGAAUCAUUCUGGGGGGCUGAAGCACAGAAAGGUCCAACCUAAAGUUGUAACACAUUACAGCAAUAAAGAGAAUCCUGCAAGGUGUUUUGUCAACUUAUAUAAAGAAUAUAUAAGCCAUUGUCCUGAAAGGACCACAAAAGCAUUAUAUUUAACACCAUUAAAAGUAGGAAAAUGUACAUUUUGGUAUAGCAAUGUAACUAUUGGCCACAACAUACUAUCAAAGACUGUUAAUAGGCUUUGCGCAUCAGCUAGUAUAAAGGGCUUCAAGACAAACCAUUCUUUACGGGUAACCACUGCUACAAGAUUGUUUCACUCUGGAAUUGAUGAACAGUUAAUAAUGGACCGAAUUGGGCACCUUAGUUUAGAUGGGAUAAGGGCAUAUAAAAGGAUAUCUGAAGAUGGGGAAAAGGAGAUCUCAUCAAUUCUAUAUAAGGACAGUAGAAAGGAAAACAAUGAAGACAAAGAAAAUUUUGAAACACCCUGCAAAAGAAAGAAGCUUUCUGGAGAUCAACCAUUUACUAUAAACCUGUCAAAUUGCACUAAUAAAACAAUUAACUAUUAA
Messenger RNA from Amphimedon queenslandica, 1326 nucleotides. RefSeq names its product zinc finger MYM-type protein 3-like. Gene Ontology annotation, molecular function: DNA binding. Gene Ontology annotation, biological process: DNA recombination; DNA integration. The record is from RefSeq and is a predicted model, not a curated record. The transcript has a single exon. The coding region runs from base 1 to 1326 and encodes 441 amino acids. NCBI's taxonomy places the organism in Eukaryota, Metazoa, Porifera, Demospongiae, Haplosclerida, Niphatidae.